AUUAUGAAUUGAAAUGUUUGAACAAAAUAUAUAGCCGUUUUAUAAAGUCUACUUUAAUGACAUACAUUUAUUUGCACCAUCUUUUUGACUGUAGAGGCCGUUAAAAUGCAACAGUAACAGCAGACUACACAGUAUUAUUUCUGCUUCUGCUUGUAUACUGUACACAACGCCUUGUUGGACUAUCUCGGUACAGUAUUGAAAGCAGCAACGCCCUCACAGCUGAUAAGAUUGCAAUGGUUGGUAUGCAAUCUACCGAGCUAUUCACGUCAGCUGAUUGGGCCUUACAGAGUACAUUGUACGUGUUUAUUAACGCGCGCUUUCAAUAUGCAAAUAUAUUUGAUCCACGGUCAGUUUGCAGAGGAUUGCGCUUGCUUCCACUUCGCUGUCCAAAAUCGUAGGCAUACUCCAAUAGCAUGGAUUCGGUGGUAGUAUUUGUAGCAGUUUGGUGGAUUGCUAACAUGGUUGCCACCAUAGCAUCAAAGAAAGCACUCAGUGGCAUCGAACCUGACGCCAUCAACAGUCUGACUUCCUGGACACCGGCCUUAAAGGAUCUCAGGUGGAUUGAAUUGACGAUGCUACAGCACCUCAUGGGGGUGCUGUUAGCCAACACGUGGCUCUUGGUGGUCCGUGGCAAGUCUGCCUUCCCCGUCUCUUCCAUCAACCCCAAACACAUGCUACUUGCAGUUAUUGGCAACGUAGUCGGGAAUCUGGCCACUAAUGCGUCUUUUGCUGCAGUCAGUUCGAGCUUGACUCAAGUCAUCAAAUCCUGUGAACCAAUCUUCACCUUUGUUUUCACACUGCUGUUUUACAAAAACAGUGUCAACUUGACCCGCCAUGUGCUGUUCUCAAUCAUCGCCAUGGUGGUGGGCACAUGUCUGUUUAUCUCAGGCGAGGUCUCCUACAAUAUCUGGGGAAUUGGUGCUGCAGUUAUCUCCAACAUCGCAUUCCCGAUACGCAACAUCUACCUGAAAAUGCUGGGCGAGUCUUGGGAGGGUCCUCUUCAGAAAUAUGCAGCAAUUUCCAACUUCAGCGUCUUGAUUCUGCUUCCAUUUGCAAUGAUGAGCAUGAGCAGCUUAGGUAAACUACCUCAAGUGGAGAGUUGCACCUCUGCCACCUUCCACUUCAUCUACAACGCCGCCUCUAUAACGGUGCUCCAAGCAUACAGUCCCGUGGUACAUGCUUUGUUGAACCUCAUGAAGAGAAUGUUUGUUAUUCUGGCAAAUAUGUUUGUCUUCUCAACACCGUUUACAUUCUGGACAGUCACUGGUCUUUUGGUAAUUUUAAUUGGACAUUACAUUUAUCAAGGAGGCCGGAUUCCCAUGAAGAUGAUUAAAAUGAGGCAAUAUUUCUCUCUUACCAUCCUCGUCUUUGGUGUAACCUCGUUUUGUUGGUUCCUGGGAUUCUUUCAACCAGUUGCACUCGUGAGCCACUUACACAUGCGACAUGCCCAAGGCACAGCAAAACACUUUGUCACUACAGCUUGGGUGUAUGAAAGACCAAUUCCGUACAAUAUUGUAGACAAUAUUGACGCAUUUUCGCGUACGAAUCCCGGUGCGACUGUUCAGGUAUUCUGCGGUAGCUCCCAGUGCCUGAAGGCAGUGCAAGACUUGGACAACACAGGGGUUACAGGGAAGUUUCUAGUGUUACCAGAGAUCUUUAAGAAGACUUCUCUGGAACGUUGGUUAGUCCGACAUCCAAUCCACAAGAUACUGACAGGUGUUGACUUUGAAGAUCACGUGUACGAGGCGGUGAGGUUAGCUCUGCUAUGGCAUCAUGGUGGCAUUCAUUUCGAUCCCUUGAUCAAGCUAAGCGAGUUUACUGCCCCAGCGGAUCAAGAGGCUUGGGUCAGUAUUGAGACAAACCUCACAAAAACUAUAACACACGGGAUUCUUAGUGUAUCUCAGUUUCCAGCUCACAGUGGUUUCAUAGCAAAUCUUACCAAGGCGUUUUGCCGCCACUACACUCGGAAUAUUACCAACGCAAAGCCAGGCUCGUUGCAGAAGUUUGAUUUUCAGGCAGUGGUGAGUGAUAUGUACAGCCAAUCCUGCAUGUCUGGAGUCCCUAAUUGUCCUACAGGCCUAGCAAACGACCUCGAGAGAAUUUCUGUAGUUGACGCAAGAAGACGCCAUUUUGGAACACUUACAUACGCACGGCGAGUGAGUGGAUCGGAGACGGCAAACCUAGGCGACCAGAUACAAGGCUUCCCGGGGAUACAGUUCUUACCUUUUGUUGACCGUUUUGUUGACAGAGAUAACUUUGAUGAAUCAAGAAAGGAUAAUCACACCCGUAUGUUUCUAAACGCGUGGUACGGGUAUCAUAUGAUGACUUGGCCGCCACCGCCAAACAUCGAGCCCAUCCUGCUGUCUUUGCAUAUUCACCGUAUUGUAAAGCCGUUAUUCACGACACAAGCCAAAUACCUUCAAGCUAGAGCACCAAUAGGAUGUAGGGAUACUAGCACAUUGGAGUUCCUGAGGCAAAUCAACGUUGAUGCCUUCUUUUCUGGCUGUCUCACACUCCUCAUCAAAACUCCAAAUGUCCAGAAGAGGCAUUCAGGCGAAAUAUUUCUGGUCGACGUUAAGAAAGAUUUCGUUGCCCUCCUUCCUUCGGAUAUUCAAAAGAGAGCAAUUCGCAUCACCCAUCGCGGUAUUGGUCACGGCAAGUCUACCAUCAAGGAACGGUUUAAAGCGGCAUACAACUUGAUAGACAGAUACUCUCGGGCACAUGUUGUUAUUACACAGCGUGUCCACUGCGCACUUCCCUGUGUUGCCAUGGGAACACCGGUUAUUUUCCUCAAUUCCGAUCACAUGCCUGGGGGCAAUGCAGCACGCGCCAUCGUUUCUCCCCGUGUCACGGGACUUACGCCUCUCUUCCACACCAUAGAUGCCUACAACAUGUCAGAAAAAUCGAUUGAACAGUGGCUACGUGAUUUUAACUGGACGAAGCCCCCGCUAAACCCUGACGUCAGCUUGCGCAUGCGCCUUCGAGCCACAGACUGGAAUGUGAUUCGACAGGAUCAAGUUAUGUACGAUGGCGCUCGUAAAUUUGGCCUGUUACCCCUCUCUGUUCCCGGUGAAGACAUGGCAGCUCAAUUGGUGUUACAUUUGAUUAUAAACAGUACCAGCAACCACACAAGCCUCAACUGGCCAAAAUGGCGGACGAUUGAAUCGAUAUUUUAUCAUUAUCCUCACGCCAGGGUUAUCAUUCAUAGUGAUAGCUUACAGCCAGGUCAAUUUGAUGUACUAACAGAGGCUGGUUACACUAUUGAAGUACAGACACUUAGGACAAGCAUCGAUACUGCCCUGUUCAAAAAUAAAACGGAUGUACAGAAUCUACAGAGAUAUGGAUCCGGGUUAAACAAAGACGUUUUUGCAAAAUUGGCCGUACUUUUCAACUGGGGUGGGGUAUACAUUGACGCAGAUGUUAUCCUCUUACGAAAACUUAAUAACUGGAUGACAAAUGCUCUAGUUUGGGGAAGUGAGGAGCAGAAUGCGUUCGAUCUUUCUUUUAUGAAGUUUGAGAGAGGUCAUCCGUUCUUAGAGAAUGCACUCCUGAAAAGUUUAGAAUGGCAAGCAUCCCCACCAGAUGAGCAUGGUUCCGCAUUUCGUGCAUUUUUGUUUCAAACCUGGUCUGACUACUUUAAACGUAGUGUAAAAGUGUUGAGGCAUAAAGCUACCUUUAAGCAGUUUAAUGCCCAAAACGCAGAGGAGUGUUUAAAGAGCUCAUCCGAACCUGUUUUUGAAUCCAAUAUGAAACGAGUUCAACGGGGAGUGUAUUUCGCAAAGGUUACGGGGUUAACCAACCUUGGCAAACUUCGGAAUGGAACUAUUUGCAAGUAUUUGUUCAACUCGUUUUGUGUUCUGUGUAAUAAUGUGUACUAACGGAUGUCAAGACAAUCUAGAAUGUGCAGUGAAAUGAAGUUACGUUCACUUUAUGUGAACACCAAGAAAACUAAACGUUUGAUCGGUCUAGAAACGGACUUUUUGCUUUUUACCUAAAAUCUAUAAAAUUAGCCAUUGGGCGUAUUAUUUCUUUUGGAUGAAGAAAAAAAAAACAAUACAAAUAAUUUAUUUUUAAGCCUAGAAAACAGAAUUCUUUAUCAGUGUGCUUUGCUUCGCAUAUAAUUUAACAGGUGUUUUUGAAAAAAAUCUGCUGUUAUUUUCUAGACUAGGCUUAAAGGUUAUGUAUGCGCGUCGUACAUCAAGAAAAAAAUAUGGUUUAUAUUUGCGGAUUGUACAGUGUUAAAAAUAUGAGUUGAAAUUCCAGAAAGUGAAAGAUGAUUAAAAAGAGUUGCAAUGGAACUUGUCGUAGGUCAACAAUUAAACAACUUUUUGUUUUAUUAAGAAGAACAAAAAUUUGAAGUUUAUAGUUUAGGUCAAUUUAAGCUAGAACAGAAUCGGAAAUAUAUUUUUCUUUAUAUAAAAUUUCAACUUUGUCUUAUUUAUCAUUAGUUUUAUAUUUUAUAUGUUAUAUUCAUUUUUAUAAUGUUUAAUUGUGUUAAUUAAAAACGAAUGGAGCAAUGAUAUGAAUUAAAGAUUGCUGCAAAGGUAGCAGUAGGCUAUCAGCUUUGGUCCAAAAAUUGGGCCACCGGUAUCAAAUGAUCGGAAGGAGCAAUGUUCAUAGCAAUUUUUGGCAAGGUAGGCACAUCUAGAGUUGGAAAAUGUGUGAUAGCUUUGCAGUGUGAGCGGUGGCAGUUUUUGUGGGUGUUAUCACCUUUAAUACAAUUUUGGCCACUAAUAUGCUUUUUACCGGAUUAAUUAUAUGUGGUAACAAGCAUGUUUUGGCCGCCAUUUUUUUUUUAAGUGAUCGUACCCAAAAAGCUGUCGUUGGAAUGCUAGCGCAUAGUUUCCAACUACAUGGGAGUAUACCUUGCCAAAAAUCACAGUGAGCAUUAUUCCCCUCAUUUGAUACUGACCAAACCCCCAGGUUGAUGGCCUACACUAAGUACAGUGUUUUUUUGCCACAAUGUGCCAUCCAGACACCGCUGCAAUGCAGCUUCUCCAAUAGGCCGAGUGUGGAUUGAUGGCCGGAAAGUUAAACCAUUUCUUCGUUGAACAAAACAUGUAAAUGAUGAUCAAUUAUCUCACAAAAGUCUCAUAGACCUUUAAAAUUGAGCGCCAUUUUGUAAAUUAACCAGUGGUUGGCAACAAAAUUUAAAAAUCAUCAUUGGCGCCUUCUUUUAGUAAGAAAGAGGCAAAUUUAUUGUCAUUGGUAGGGUUUCUUGGUGAUUUUGGAUUUUCAACAAUCCGAUUCUGUAAAUGCAACAUUGACCCUCCAUAGUUUGCCAACCCAUUGUUGGCAAAAAAUGUCCAACCAAAGAAAGUCUUUACAUUCUAGGAUGGGCAUGGUUUGAAAGGUAAAAAACAAAAGGAAAAAAGAUGCACACUAUAAACAACUAAGAAACAUGGCAGCUUUUUUUCUUUCUUUUUUAGUUCUUUAGUAAUAAAAUUUCAUUUGUUAAUUCAGAUAAACUGUGAAAUGCUAAAAGAAAAGAAUGGUCGAAAUCUUUGAACAAAAACCUGUUAUUAGCCUUUAAUACUUUAGCCGAGUAAUAUUGGAGUAAUGGCCAUGAAUUUUGCUAUUGAUUUGUAAUUAUUUGAGUUUCUUCCAGUAAGUUGUGAUUGUAAUAAGAUUGUCUAUGAUUGCAAUUGACUUGUACAUGACUUGUAUGCAAACUUUCAGCAAAAUAUGCAGAAGUGUUAAUUUAAUUUUCGCAUAGUAAUAGGCCUAUGCGUACCGCGAAAUGAUUGGUUCAGUUUGAUAAUCUUGGAGACAACAUAUUUUAGAUUACAACAAUUUAUUUAAAUGAAGAAUUGUAUCAGCUGUA
Molecule: messenger RNA, 5824 nt
Organism: Patiria miniata (bat star)
Lineage: Eukaryota; Metazoa; Echinodermata; Asteroidea; Valvatida; Asterinidae
Exons: 2
Coding region: 414-3878 (1154 amino acids)
Cellular component (GO): Golgi apparatus
Molecular function (GO): antiporter activity
Source: RefSeq, a predicted model, not a curated record